This is a messenger RNA of Bufo gargarizans (Asiatic toad), 5188 nucleotides long. RefSeq names its product protein kinase C epsilon (gene PRKCE). Bases 271 to 2550 code for a protein of 759 amino acids. NCBI's taxonomy places the organism in Eukaryota, Metazoa, Chordata, Amphibia, Anura, Bufonidae. Gene Ontology annotation, biological process: intracellular signal transduction; peptidyl-serine phosphorylation. The transcript is spliced from 16 exons. Gene Ontology annotation, molecular function: ATP binding; diacylglycerol-dependent serine/threonine kinase activity. The record is from RefSeq and is a predicted model, not a curated record.
GUUACUAAUCAUCAGCAGCACCAACAGCUACAGCAGCACCAGCCUUCACCAGGGAAUCUGCCCACAGCUCCUGCCAGCCCAGGCUGAUGUCUAUUACAUGGGAGCAGCUGGAGCCGUCCCUGGGGAUGUGAGCACGACCCCCGUCCUGGUGCGGAUGUGAGCUCCCCGGCCGUGCAGUGUUGUGCGCGGACUCAGUGGAGGACUGCGGCUGCUCCAGUUCCCUCCUGUAGGGCGCUCGAGGAGGCUUCUGGGCUGCAGCCACCCAUCUGCAUGGAUGAUCCCAGACGAGGUGGAUCGGCUCCCCUUAACCCCUCGCUCGCCAUGGUGGUCUUCAAUGGCUUGCUGAAGAUUAAGAUCUGCGAGGCUGUGAACCUGAAGCCCACAGCUUGGUCCUUGAGACAUGCGGUGGGACCCAAACCCCAGACCUUCCAGCUGGACCCAUACAUUGCGGUCAAUGUGGAUGACUCCAGGAUAGGGCAGACCUCCACCAAGCAGAAGACCAAUAGCCCAGCCUGGCAUGAUGACUUCUCCACGGAUGUCUGCAAUGGCAGGAAGAUCGAGCUGGCAGUUUUUCACGAUGCCCCCAUAGGGUACGAUGAUUUUGUGGCUAAUUGCACCAUCCAGUUCGAGGAUCUUCUGCAGAAUGGGAGCCGGCACUUUGAGGAUUGGAUUGACUUGGAACCAGAAGGAAAGGUAUAUGUGGUGAUAGAUCUCUCUGGCUCUUCAGGUGAAGCUCCCAAAGAAAAUGAAGAGCGAGUGUUCAGAGAGCGAGUGGGUCCCAGAAAACGUCAGGGAGCCGUACGACGUAGGGUUCAUCAAGUAAACGGGCACAAGUUUAUGGCAACCUACCUUAGACAACCUACGUAUUGUUCACACUGCAGAGACUUUAUAUGGGGCGUUAUAGGGAAACAGGGUUACCAAUGUCAAGUUUGCACUUGCGUAGUUCACAAGAGAUGCCACGAGCUUAUCAUAACGAAGUGCGCCGGUCUAAAGAAGCAGGAAACUCCUGACGAGGUCGGCUCCCAACGUUUUAGUGUCAAUAUGCCCCACAAAUUUAGCAUCCACAACUACAAAGUCCCUACGUUUUGUGAUCACUGUGGUUCAUUACUAUGGGGUCUCAUGAGGCAAGGUUUACAAUGCAAAGUUUGUAAAAUGAACGUACAUAGACGCUGUGAAUCUAAUGUAGCACCAAACUGUGGAGUGGAUUCUCGAGGCAUAGCUAAAGUACUGGCUGACCUGGGAGUUACGCCGGAUAAAAUCACCGCCGCGGGCCAGAGGAGGAAAAAGUUAAAUGCAGGCGCUGAGACCCAGCCUCCAGUCCCGGGGGCUCCAACAGUGGAAGAUGACAGGUCAAAAUCAGCACCCACGUCUCCGUGUGAUCAAGAAAUUAAGGAACUUGAAAAUAACAUCAGGAAAGCACUUUCAUUUGAGAACCGAGGAGAAGAGCACAAAGCGGCAGCCACUGCGACAACGGACAGUCAGCUAACGAUAACCGGGGAAAACGGAGAGAACGGGGAUAUCAAAACUCACCAGACAAAGAAGACCGGCCUGGAGGAUUUCAACUUCAUCAAAGUAUUAGGAAAAGGCAGUUUUGGAAAGGUUAUGCUUGCUGAGCUGAAAGGUAAAGAUGAAGUAUAUGCUGUGAAGGUCCUGAAGAAGGACGUCAUAUUACAAGAUGAUGAUGUCGAUUGCACUAUGACAGAGAAGAGGAUUUUGGCUCUGGCAAGAAAACAUCCGUAUCUGACACAACUUUACUGCUGCUUUCAGACUAAGGAUCGUCUCUUUUUCGUUAUGGAGUAUGUAAAUGGUGGAGACUUGAUGUUCCAGAUCCAGCGUUCACGAAAAUUUGAUGAGCCUCGGUCACGAUUUUAUGCUGCAGAAGUAACCUCCGCUCUCAUGUUCCUUCAUCAACAUGGGGUCAUAUACAGGGAUCUUAAACUGGACAACAUCCUUUUGGACGCAGAAGGCCACUGUAAACUGGCUGACUUUGGGAUGUGCAAAGAGGGAAUUUUGAAUGGAGUAACUACGACGACCUUCUGUGGUACACCAGACUACAUCGCUCCUGAGAUAUUACAGGAAUUAGAAUAUGGGCCCUCGGUGGAUUGGUGGGCCCUGGGUGUUUUAAUGUACGAAAUGAUGGCGGGUCAACCACCUUUUGAGGCAGACAAUGAAGAUGACCUCUUUGAAUCCAUCCUCCACGAUGAUGUCUUGUACCCUGUGUGGCUGAGUAAGGAAGCCGUCAGCAUUUUGAAAUCAUUUAUGACAAAGAAUCCAAACAAGAGACUUGGAUGUGUGCCGUCCCAGGGCCUAGAAGAAGCCAUUAAACAGCAUCCGUUCUUCAAAGAAAUUGACUGGGUACUUCUAGAGCAGAGGAAAAUCAAACCACCAUUCAAACCUAGAAUUAAAACCAAACGUGAUGUCAACAACUUUGAUCAGGAUUUUACACGAGAAGAACCCGUUCUGACACUGGUGGAUGAAGCCAUAGUCAAACAAAUCAAUCAGGGCGAAUUUGAAGGAUUCUCCUAUUUCGGAGAAGAAUCUUUGGCCUGAAGUAACGGCGCGGUGGAAUCACGCCCUCAUGCAGUAGUCCUAUGGAGACUUAAUAUGUGACUGAGAUUCAGUGGAUCCUUACAAACUUGUUUUAUUAUGAGCCUGCUACUUGUGUAAAGAUACUAUUUAUUGUUGCUAUUGUUAAAAUUUUUUGUUUUUUAACCAACGGCACUCCUAUUUUCUGUUAUAUGGAGCAAUGCAGCAUUGCCGUUCGUACCUGUAGCUGUAACAUUCUGCCUGGUCGGAGACCACAAAAUACUAGACAAUCUUAGAAAAACCUUUUUAUUUAUUUUAUACUUUUUUUUUUUUUACUUACUGAAAGUGUACAAUAGGAAAGCAAUGCAGGGUGAGUUUUAAGUAUUUUAAAUUAUUUUAACCCUUUCCUGCUUAGACACUGUUCCUUUUAACCACUGAGACAGAUGGACUUGACUUGCCGUCUGAAAAAAUAUAAAAAAAUAAAAAAUAUAUAAGGUUAGGGUUAGUCUGCAAACGCUGUAAAUAUAUGAGGGGUUCUCCAGGAUUUAACCAUUGAUGAUCUAUCCCUAGAUAGAGCGGCAGGGUUCCGACAUCCUGCAUCCCCAGCUGUUUCGGAGUAACUCCGGUGUCAGAAAUGGGUGCUGGUGCUGCACCACAGAGGGAGAUGGUUACUGCAGUGCUGCUUCCAUUCACUUCCAUUCAUCAGCUCUGUCCACUACACAGUAUAUGGCGCUGUGUAGCAUGGCGCCUAUUUCAGAACAGCGGAUUGUGGGGGGUGCAGACCAUUGGAUCCCAACAGAUAUGAUAUUGAUGUCCUACCUUAGGGAUAGGCCAUCGAACUGUUAAAUCCUAGAGAACCCCUUUAAUGCACCACCAUGGACAUGUUGUCUUACGGAGCCCCUGUCUUCACGCGUCUUCCUUUCAGAACAUGGGCCUUCAGAACAUAGGGCAUGUAUAAAUUUAGAAAAAACAUGGCUGCUUUUUUUUUUUUUUUUUUUAAAUAGUGCCAUUCUGGUCCAUGGGUAAUGUAUGGUACUACAGUCAAGUGAAUGGUGAUCAGCUGCAAUGCCACAUAUAGCCCAUAGCAAAAAAAAAAGAAAAAAUGUUUCUGGCAGAUAGCAGUCAUGCCUUUCUUACUUUAUACAAACCCUUUAAAGGGAUUGUCUAAAAUUAGAAGAACCGUUUGGUUUUCUUCCAAAAACAGCGCCACGGCUGUCCAUAGGUUGUGUCUGGUAUUUUGCAGCUCAGCUUCAUUGAAGUGAAGAAGGCUUAGCGGCAAUACCACACAGGACAAGUUUGGCGCUGUUUUGGGAGAAAACAUCUUUUUUUAAUUCUGGACAACCCCUUUAAGUGUGUUUUGCUCUGAAUGUUAGGUCCUCCAUUGAGUCUUCAGCUCCUCUGCAGGGUGUUCCAGUGGAUGAGAACACCCCACAAUGCAGAUAUAGAAGUAGGAGGCUGUAUUUGAAAGAGGACGCAUAUAAAGGUGUGAAUGUCGGUGCCAUGUGUUUCCGAUGUGGCACUUGUGUGGUAGUCACCAGCUAUUUAAGGGCUAAUUUAUAUUAGCAGUUAGCUAAGGUUUAGUGACAACUUAUGAAUCUUCCCCAUUAGAUCAUUCAUGGUCUGAUUUAUUCCACACCUCAAAUCUUCUAGAACUGUACUAUACAAUAGCAUCUAAGAUUAUAUCAUUGUAAAAAUGGAACAUCCUCCCACCCCAGGAUCAAAGAUUAAAGGAAUGUAUUACUAGGCUGGAUUCAGUAGCCGUUCAGUAGUCUUUCAUCCAUUGUGAACCCAUAGGCCCCAGCAUGCCCCAUCAGUGGUGGCUACUAAUAUCUUUACUCCUACAAAUGUGAUACAAAAAGUCCUGAACCUUAUUUGUCCCCAUGUCAACACAUCCUGUCUUGUACUGCUGUUCCUGUAAGUUCUGAGCUUAGGAGUCAAGUAGGUGGCCCUACUCAGUACAUAGGAGUCCAGUGGGCGGCCCUACUCAGUACAUAGGAGUCCAGUGGGCGGCCCUACUCGGUACAUAGGAGUCCAGUGGGCGGCCCUACUUAGUACAUAGGAGUCCAGUGGGCGGCCCUACUCAGUACAUAGGAGUCCAGUGGACGGCCCUACUCAGUACAUAGGAGUCCGGUGGGUGGCUCUACUCAGUAAUUGACUGACUUCAUUGUAGGUCUGUGCAGUGACUGAUCAACUUCAAUCUAGGUCUGGACUCCUAAGCUUAGAUAGACCGCGGAUUUAGGCCCUAUUCAUACAAACGCAUGGCUUUGUGCCCGUGUUGCGGACUGCAAACAGCUCUUCCGCAAUACACAGGCACUGGCUGCAUGAACUCUGUGAGUUACUUGAAUGGGUCUGCGAUCCACAACAUACGGCAAAGGAUAGGACAUGUCCUAUUUUUUUGCGGUGCAGAGGAAUGGACCAGAAAGCCCACGGAUGGGCUUCUGAGUGUCCUAACUUUUGCCGUAUGUUGCAGAUUGUAUACCCAUUGCAUGCUGCAACAUGGGCACUGAGGCCAUGCGUUCAUCUGAAAGGGGCCUUAAUUGAAUGAAAUACACAUUAUUUGGGAUCUUAUUUUCCUUAGGCUACUUUCACACUAGCGUUUUCAAUUCCGCUAUUGAGAUCCUUCAUAGGAUCUCAAUAGCGGAAGAAAACGCUUCAGUUUUGU